This is a messenger RNA of Cyphellophora attinorum, 483 nucleotides long. RefSeq lists its product as uncharacterized. The record is from RefSeq and is a predicted model, not a curated record. Bases 1 to 483 code for a protein of 160 amino acids. The transcript has a single exon. Lineage: Eukaryota; Fungi; Ascomycota; Eurotiomycetes; Chaetothyriales; Cyphellophoraceae.
AUGGACCAACCUGCGUCAAGCGAGCGGCCCAAGCGAAAGCUCGAGUUCACCAUCAAGCUCAGCGGCACCAUAGAGGUCCUCGACAACGAGGACACCAAAACCGUCGCAUCCGCAUUCCUUGAGCAGUACAGUAACGGUGCUCACGAGGUCGACUCGUUCAUUGUUUACGAUCGUUCUCGGCGGAGCAUCACUGAAACUCCAGAUCCGAGGCAAUAUCGCAACAGAGAACCGUCCAGCAGAUCAUUCAAGCUGGAGCGCAUGGUCGACCGCGCUCUCAAAAAGUCGAAGACCGAUCCCACUGUCGACGAUGCUGUUGACGUGCUCAAGCCAACGCCGUUCAACCAUCCUACCCUGACUUCGUUGGACCGUACCAGCCCCAAGUCCAUCAAUAUCAAAGUCGACCCAAACGAGGUUCCGACUAUCGGGUGGCACAGUGCACGGCCCUCAAGUCAGCCUCCCGCCCAGCGUUCCAGAGGCAUGUGA